GCUGCCGCCAUGCUCCGCCCGCUGCUGCUGCUCGCCGGCUGUCUGGCGCCGAUCGUCGCCUUCCCGAACGGCGCGCCGACAGAGGCCUGUCUGCGCGGCAUGGUGCCGAACCAUGGCGGACAGCGCACUCAGGACCUGCGCUCCAUGCCGUUCAGCGUCACCCGACAGUCGUACCAGGGCGGCGUCAGAGUGACCAUCAAGGCGCCGGGCAAGAACUACUUCAAGGGCUUCAUGGUGCAGGCGCGCGAUCCGUCUACGGGUAAGGCUGCCACGGGGCAGGGGAGCUGGCAGCCAGUCGACAACGUCAACCUGAUGAACGAGUGCGCCGCGCUCACCCACGCCGACCGCAGCGAGAAGGAAAGCGUCUCCGUUACCUGGACCGGACGCCAAGACGUCACCAUGCAUGCGACGGUGCUGCAGGCGUACAACCGGUUCUGGGCGGACGUGCCGGUGCUGGACGCUGGUGGCGGCGGGCAGACUGCAGCAGCCUCGCCGCUGCAGCAGAGCUUCGCAGCCCUCCAGCCGGGCGUGGUGACCAACCGACCCGCCAAUUCCCCACAGUUCGGUCCCGUCGUGGAUCAGAGCCGUUUCGAUCCGCAGCGUUACUUCCUGCAGUAGGACGUCGGGUAAUAAAGGCCAGUAGUGACCAGGCAGAAGCAAAUUUCGCCCAGAUGUGGCGAGAAGGUUGAGGUGUAAAAUGUCAAGACGGUGUUCGUCCGGCCUCUGCUAAACGUGCAUGCAUUAGUGUCAAACUAGUUAUCUACUGUUUUUGAAAGCUGCUGUUGUGAUAAUAUUGGGAAGUGGAUAUCGAUCUGAAUAUGUUGAAGUUGAAUAAAGCGGGACUUUACGUUAAACAGUUGCAUUGAGACAGCUACUAAAAAAUGUUGUAUGUAAGCUGAAAGCUGCGACGAUGCUGUAUUACUGCGCGAUCUAGAAGAGAGUGCAUCUCACAUGUCCGACACGGCCAACGGCACUGAUUUUCUAUCUCGUAAGACUGGAACUCUGAAGGUAUUAUUAAGGUUGAACACAGACGGGAAAUUUGAAGACAGUUGGCUUGAUGAUCUCUGAAGUAAUCAGUACUGUAGUUUGUGUGGUUCGGUGCGCCUUGAUUGUCAAAAAAACGUCGUCACCGUUACGAUGCGUAUAUUUACCACCAGAUCUGUUAUGUUUUGCAUCUGAUACAAAAUGCACUUAUUGCCUCAAUGAAUAUGACAACAAUAUCUAUUCACGGGAUAAAAGAGGUCUAGACAAUAGCGCCAACAACAAACAAUCGAGUAUUGGAUUGGUGUGAGAGUCGCGGUCAAGCUGACAAGAUUCUGACAAAGAUGGCGACUUUCAUCAGUUCGACAACGCCCGGCAGACAAACAACGCCCUAAAUGUAACGAAAACGCCGAUUUUGCGCCGUGCAAAUCACACGCGCACACUACGAACAAAAACACAAACCUCAACACAAUAUGCGUAUCGUAAAGAUGUAUAGCUACACAAAUAUCUCUAUAUACAAAUAUAGGACGAUGGAAAACUCCAUAAAAACUACACGCUCACUCCGAAUUUUGAAUUUGCUCCUCCAUGCGCACCUUAUCCUACGUAAGAUUAUACUAAACAAAGCACUGGUGCACUCACCAUAUCGAACAACGUUGGCACAUACACCGAAGACAACAAUAUAUCUCAACCGGUACAUCCGCGUAACCCCAUGCACCGGCCCGGUGGCUCGCUGAUAACUACAGCUUCCACCAACGAAUCACAGGUGGCGGUGAGAACAGCGGCUGUGGUAGCACGCGAAUAUCAUGCCUUUUGUACCAUCGCCAACAAGUGAUAUGAAAGCGAAGAUAUGUGAGGGUUGUUUAAAUCACGCUUGGCCAGAUAUAUUGCCUGAUGUGAUUGUCCGCUGAUAUAAAAUAUUGAUAGAGAGCAUGAUAUUAGAAUUGGGUGUAGCCAUAGCGCGACACUCCACCGCUCCUAUUCAUGCACACCCUCGAACAAAUAGCCCGCAGUAACAGCAAACAAGGCCGGCCGACACCGACCGGCGCAGCGCAGCGCCGGCUAUGUACACGCGCGGCCGCCACUCGCCGUCCCUCCCCCUGCUCUGGUAGCAUGACCUUACGUCGGACGGGGCUGGCGGGUAAGCGGGUCUGGGUGAAGGCAUCGGUGAGGACUGGCUCUCGGACGCCGCGCACAGGCCGCCGCCCGUCGAGAGGUCAGGGGAGGGCAGGGUGCGCCGCCGGCGACACGUGGAGCGUGCCCGGGCCGGCGGGGAGGGUCGGAGGCCGGGGCUCCGGUCUGGUGAGCGAGGCGGAGAUUGAGCGACAAUCUGAGCACGAAACUCCUAACGCUAGCCAUCACCUACCUAGCAAGUGUAUAUGUAAUCGAUAAAUACUGCUAUUGCACAGAGAUUGCACACAUCGAAUACGACUACUAGAGGCCAAAGUCGACCCUCAACCCACCGUCUUUCUGUGCAUACAUUUACAUCGAUCUCCGUUUCCAUGAGACCUUCACUGACCUCAAAUCCUAUUGCUGCAUUCCUUAAGUCAAUUUACGCGGACAACCUUUCGGGUUCCGCUCGCCCCAAAUGGCCGCGCCGCGCUGACGGCGUACCUUUUCUGAACAGCACGUCGUCCGUCGCUCGUCCGCGCAGGCACCAGGGAGGUGAGAUCGCUUCUCCGCCGCACUGAUUGAAAGGACUCAUUGAGCAGCACUCAGGAAGACAGAACCACCUUGUUUGUUCGAGAAAGACUAGGUUAAGCUAGGUCGUCGGGGCGGGCCACGCCGAGGAGCCGCACGCAUCCGUGCGCUACAAACACGCGAGAUAUGGGGCGGUGGGACCCAGCGGUGACGAGGAGGGCGGUCGUGGGCGCCGGCGCCUAUCCUGAGGCCACCGACCGCCCGACCGAGCAGCUGAUGCGGCCACCCCACGCGGUGUCACGUGUGUCGAUGAUACGACACCGCCGGGCAAGGGGCGGGCGGCGACAUCUCCGGCUGCUCAGACAGCGCCCAGAGUCACGUCCGCUCUCUACGGGUGAGCGCGGGAGCAACCUCCGGUGAGGAGCUGUAUGUCAGGUCACGGGUCACUGGCCCCACCGCGCGAAAAGGCCGGCCAACUGUAUCCACCCCGAGAGACAAAGAGAGACGGGGAUGAGACCUGGCCCAUCCGGUCCGUCAGUGGGCAGUCCUCCGGCCGCAGUCACGUUACGUUGAACCAUGACUGCCCAGUGGUCCUGGCAUGGAAAGGGCCGCUCUGGACAGGGCAGGACAAACAGCGACACGCAUCAGGGACGCCCCGUCCGCGCCGCUGCCAAAGACAACGCGGCCCAAGACGUCGCCGCGGCCGAGCGCUGGCCCCGAGCGGAGUGGACACCAUGAGGUCACGCCCGACCCUUGGACCGGUGACAGCGGCUCGGGACGGGUGACGCGCCGACGCUGGCAGUCCCUGCCAGCCACGCGG
Molecule: messenger RNA, 3439 nt
Organism: Pollicipes pollicipes
Lineage: Eukaryota; Metazoa; Arthropoda; Thecostraca; Pollicipedomorpha; Pollicipedidae
Product: putative defense protein 1
Exons: 4
Coding region: 10-618 (202 amino acids)
Cellular component (GO): membrane
Source: RefSeq, a predicted model, not a curated record